Messenger RNA from Phodopus roborovskii (desert hamster), 2216 nucleotides. Its product is annotated as carbonyl reductase [NADPH] 2-like. Gene Ontology annotation, biological process: glucose metabolic process; xylulose metabolic process. NCBI's taxonomy places the organism in Eukaryota, Metazoa, Chordata, Mammalia, Rodentia, Cricetidae. The record is from RefSeq and is a predicted model, not a curated record. Gene Ontology annotation, molecular function: L-xylulose reductase (NADPH) activity; carbonyl reductase (NADPH) activity.
GUAUUGGCAGCAUGAACCUGAAUUUCAGUGGCCUGAGGGCCCUGGUGACAGGGGCAGGGAAAGGGAUUGGGCAUGACACUGUGAAGGCCCUGCAUGCCUCAGGAGCCAAAGUGGUGGCUGUGACACGCACCAAUGCAGACCUGGUCAGCCUUGCUAAAGAGUGUCCGGGGAUAGAGCCUGUGUGCGUGGACCUGGGAGACUGGGAGGCCACAGAGAAGGCGCUGCGCGCUAUCGGCCCUGUGGACCUGCUGGUGAACAAUGCGGGGGUGGCGCUGAUUCAGCCCUUCAUGGAGUCUACCAAGGAGGUCUUUGACAGGUCCUUCAAUGUGAAUGUGCGCUCUGUGUUGCAAGUGUCCCAGAUGGUAGCCAAGGGCAUGAUUAACCGUGGAGUGGCAGGGUCCAUCGUCAACAUCUCCAGCAUGGUGGCCUAUGUCAUUCCUGGCCUGGCCACAUACAGCUCCACCAAAGGUGCACUAACCAUGCUGACCAAAGCCAUGGCCAUGGAACUCGGGCCACACAAGAUCCGGGUGAACUCUGUAAACCCUACCGUGGUGCUGACUGACAUGGGCAAGAAAGUCUCUGCAGACCCGGACUUUGCCAAGAAGCUCAAGGAGCGCCACCCACUGAGGAGGUUUGCAGAGGUGGAGGACGUGGUCAACAGCAUCCUCUUCCUGCUCAGCGACAGCAGCGCCUCUACCAGCGGCUCUAGCAUCCUGGUGGACGCUGGUUACCUGGCCUCCUAGGCUGCCCAGAUGCAGGGGACCCCUAGAGGCCUCCCUGGCUCCCUACUCUAGAGCUAAAGCCUCUGCUGAUCUCAUGACCUGCUCCCUACGCCACAGCCCUGCCCUCAGAUGUCUGAUCCUGCAACCAUAGCACACUCUGGACUUUGGAGUUUUUGUUCUCUUUGUCCGCUUUGAUGGUCUCAUUUUCCUAAAUAAAUGGACCACUACAGUCCCGAACCAUUGCACAGGACUCCUUGGGGUGGCCUGCUGCAAGGCUGGAUGCUGGAUCAGGUCCUGCUGCAGGCUAUUUACCUCAAAGUCUGCUUUCUGCCAAAACCUACUGUCCCUUGUGACCAAUGUGACCAAAGGACACUCUCCUGAAAAGACAGGAUCUGUGUUGUUGCACACCUCCUCUUAGGGCUUUCUCCCUGUCCAUUACUGUGUCUGGUUACCUCUUUGUGUUCUGACCCCAACCCAGGAAUCAGGGAAGGGAGGGGGAAGCAGGGAAGGGGAGAUGUCCUAGACCACAUCAUUCCUAAAUCUGUGGACUCUUUGCAGAAGGAGAAGAACUGUCAGGUGGGGGGGGGAUUGGAAUCUCUCUGUAUUCUCUGGAACCCACUUGCUGGUCCAUUCAUACAAGCACGCUAACAAGGCUGCCCAAACUGAAGCUCUCACAGCUAGCUAGCUGGUCUAUCACCCUGGCCAGCACCAGCACAAGAGCCCUGCAACCAGGAGCCCUGGCAGGUUCUCCUGUGCUUGCUUGCAUUGGCUAGCUCUGUCAAUAGAGCAUGAGACUUUUAAUCUCAGGGUCGUGAGUUCAAGCCCCACAUUGGGCACCAAUUGAAGGGGGAGGGGUAAAUGAGUUCACCAGACCCAAGAUCAAUGAUAAUAGAUAUCUGUUAGAGGAGGACUUACAAUGCUCUUCCAAUGCUCUCCAAAGCCCAAGUGAGAGACAGUCCACUGCCUGUACCUUAUCAAUGGGUCAUGUCUGCUCCUGAAACCAUGCCCACUGCUACAAGUUCAUUGGCAAGGCAAGAUGCCACUACAGCCUGUGGUCUCUAGUAGGUUGUGGGGCUUAAAGUGGCCAACCAUUUGAACUGACACAGGGUCCAGCUCAGGUCAGGUGGCAGAGCAGAGGAGGGUGGGCUCAGGUCAGACCUUCUAAAGAGCACAGGGUACAGUUUUCUGAGAGUCCCUCUCUUCAGAGAGCAAGGCCUGAGCUGCAGCCUGUGUGCAUCCAGAACCACAGAGCAAUGAGAUCUGUGCACGUCCUGGAUACUGAAGCUGCUGGUGAGCUUUAAGCAGCCAUAUCUAGGUGUUGGGCAGGUUGGGUGCUGUCUCUCUCUCAGUUUUUGGCAGGCAGAUGGCAGAGUUCACAGAAUGGACUUACAGCGGUGUGAUCAGGUCAUAGAAGGGCGUGGGAGACACUUGGCUAUCUGGCCUCCGGUGCUUUUCUUUCCUUUAAAUAAUAAUAAAAAAUUACUAUUAUGUGUA